AUGGAGCCCGAGGUCUCGGAGCCCCAGCAGUUCUGGAAUGGUGAGCCUUUACUCCCUGCCCCGCCAAUCCUGCAGAGCGACGCCGGUCCUCUUGGGCGAAGUCCCGAUGACGGGAGCAAACUCCAAGAGAUUGUCUCCAAGCCUUGUGAAUCCGAGGAUUCGAUUGACGAUGCGCUCAGAGCGUAUCUGAGCUUGACGACGCAGUACAAAGGUGACAACAUCGUUCCCUACCUCCCCCUCCUCCGAGUCCACGGCUGGUCUCAUGACUUUCUCUCGACCGAAUAUGACAUCUCGCGCUGCUCGUACAAGCUCUUUGCAUCGACUAUCUUCGAGACUCAUGCGGACUACGUCCGCCGACAGAUCGUCUACUGUCUAUUGCAGGAAGAUGAUCUGAAUACACUACACUUUAUCGCAUCGUUUCUGCUCUUCGACGGUCGGCAGAAUGAAGCGGCUUUGCAGAUGAUGAAUGAGGAGGGUGUGUUUGCGCGCCUCCUUGAGCUGAUUCAGUCGCUGCGCGGGGAUGAUACGGAUGGCGGGGCGGGUCUCCACCGGUUGCUUAUGGAUUUGUUAUAUGAGAUGUCGCGCAUUCAGCGGAUUAAGAUUGAGGAUUUGGUGCUUGUGGAUGAUGAUUUUAUACGAUGUCUCUUCGACAUUAUUGAGGAUUUGUCCUACGAUGUCACGGAUCCGUACCAUUAUCCUGUCAUCCGAGUGCUGCUGGUUCUCAAUGAGCAGUUUAUGAUCUCGGCACACGAUCCGGUCGAUGAGCGGCCGUCUUCUAGUCAGUUGACUAAUAAGGUCAUCAAGGUUCUCUCUGUCUAUGGAAGCUUGUACAAGACUUUUGGCGAGAACAUCAUUCUGCUUAUCAACCGUGAAGCCGAGACAUCCCUACAGCUGUUGACCUUGAAGCUGCUUUAUCUGAUUUUCACCACACCCAGCACCUAUGAAUAUUUCUUCACUAAUGAUUUGCACGUCUUGGUGGAUAUCUUGAUCCGAAACCUCCUAGACUUACCCGAAGAGGCAUCUGCACUGCGGCAUACUUAUCUUCGCGUUUUGUAUCCCCUGCUGGCCCAUACCCAGUUACGACUCCCGCCACAUUAUAAGCGGGAUGAACUGAGGCGAUUGCUUAGCAUUAUCGGUCGGGGACAAGUCUCGUAUGGAAGUGAGACUGAACAGGAGAAGAUUCUCCACUUUGAGGAGGUCGAUGAUACCACACGGCGACUCGUGGGCAGGUGUGCAACGGUAGAUUGGCUACGCAAUGUCGAGCCUCCCGAAACCACUACUCCGGUCCAGGAGAACCCUACACAGAUCGUCACUGCUACGAUCGACACAGUCCUCGAUGAGGGGUUACAGCAAGACUCGCCCGUUGAUAUGGACCCAAUUUAUGUCACACGCACACUUUCCCAUACCAGCACAAACCCCGAUUCACCCGGCACGGCAUCGCCCACAAGAAUGGACUCUCUAGACUCGCGUGGCUCGUCCGAGGCACCCGAGUCUCGACGAAAAUUCAGCACCAUCCAGCGACUCGGCAUGCAGCUUGAGCCGGCAUCAGCCUCCACACUCAGCGUACAAGCUGUCGCGGCACAGCACGAGAAGCCUGGCGUCAUCACACCCAGCCGCAACGAUGGCCGCACCAUUGAUCUUGUGGCAGAAGCUCCCACCAUCCGCCCUCCAAAGAUCAAGCCCGAACCACCCAAAUCCCGGCGCUGGCGAGGGCGUCGUCUCGCCGCUGACGAAGAUGAUCAGCACUCCGCCGGCACGAGUAGUGAACGCAACACCAUCCCCGAAGGAGUCGAGAUCAGCCCGACAUCAACACAUACUGCGCCCACCACGCCCACCCCAACAACCCCUUCCUCCAUAAUCAAUGCUGCUACGACCGACACAACCACAGACCGGCGUAACUCUACAACCACCUCUCAUCUCGUACCUCCAAUUCCAGGACACGCACGACGCUCCGCUUCAAAUCCACCCCCAGCUCUCCCCCCACCCCGGCGCUCAACGGGAACGACUCCAUCAACGAGCCACCACAGACCCGUACCAGUCUCGAUAGCCCCUAGCACCAGUCCAGUCGCUGGGACUAGCACCGGUAUCACCGUCAAUAAGCACGGACAGAAGCCCGCACCGCCUAAAACACGCCGCUGGGGUCGCGGCAAGGCACAGGCACAUGCACACACGGACUCCGUCGAGAGCGGAGUUAGUACCGGGUCGCAGGCAAAAGAGAGCGAUUCAGAGGCCGUGGCUCUGGCUGUGAGCAGCACGGCAGAUGUGCAGGCCGCUAGCGAGGAGGGAGGAACACUAUCUGAUCCAUUCUCGCCGACGAGUCCCACUAGUCCGACGUUGCUUGUCUCGACGGCGGAUGGGAAGGGCGAGACCCAGCCGGUUAGUGUUGAAGAGGCUGUGCAGAAUGUUUCGUUGCAUUGA
Messenger RNA from Penicillium cataractarum, 2418 nucleotides. RefSeq lists its product as uncharacterized. The transcript has 7 exons. Gene Ontology annotation, molecular function: Arp2/3 complex binding. Gene Ontology annotation, cellular component: actin cortical patch. Gene Ontology annotation, biological process: actin cortical patch assembly; actin cortical patch localization; endocytosis. Lineage: Eukaryota; Fungi; Ascomycota; Eurotiomycetes; Eurotiales; Aspergillaceae. The record is from RefSeq and is a predicted model, not a curated record. Bases 1 to 2418 code for a protein of 805 amino acids.